AUGUCUGUAACUUCUCUGUCAUCCGGAUCCGCCUCUUUCGACUUAUCGGUCUCCCUUUUCGAGGCGUUCGACUUCACCCCUAUGCAACUUGCCUUCCAACUCAAUGCUCAGCAACAAAAGAGACGCAAUUCAAGUCUCAAUUUGUUUCUGGCAGAGGACUACCUCUCACUAAUGCAGAAGAAGGAGCUCCGUAGACUCCCAAAGGUCGAGGGAAAUAGCUGGAAGUGUUUCAGCGGAGAAACUAUCAAGAAGGAGCGUCCACUCAAGGAAGAGCGUCCAAUCAAGAUGGAGCGUCCAGAUCAAUUUCCAGUUGUCAAACUGACAAUUUUCGAAGUGGAUUCCGUUACAACACACUAUUUUGAUGUCUAA
This is a messenger RNA of Caenorhabditis remanei, 369 nucleotides long. RefSeq lists its product as uncharacterized. The coding region runs from base 1 to 369 and encodes 122 amino acids. The record is from RefSeq and is a predicted model, not a curated record. The transcript has a single exon. Lineage: Eukaryota; Metazoa; Nematoda; Chromadorea; Rhabditida; Rhabditidae.